Topomyia yanbarensis is the source of this 3708-nucleotide messenger RNA. RefSeq lists its product as uncharacterized. The record is from RefSeq and is a predicted model, not a curated record. Gene Ontology annotation, molecular function: zinc ion binding; nucleic acid binding. The transcript has a single exon. Gene Ontology annotation, biological process: DNA integration. The coding region runs from base 1 to 3708 and encodes 1235 amino acids. Lineage: Eukaryota; Metazoa; Arthropoda; Insecta; Diptera; Culicidae.
AUGACUCAAAAAGAAGGUGAAAGUGUUACUCAUUUCGCGAGGCGGUUGCGACACCAAGCUAAUUUGUGUGAAUAUGGUGACGCGUUGAAUAUGCGCAUAACAGAACAAAUCUUCGAUGGAAGUUGCUCAAAUACGCUGCGUGAAGCAAUUUUGAAAAAGCGGCUUGUUGAUUUAGCAAACAUAAUCGAAGAAGGGAGAGUGCUUGAAACGAUCAACUCGAACCAACAGGAGGCCGUUGGCGAAGAUUCUGCUAGUGUAAACAAAGUGAGAAGUGAAAUGAAAAGUGCUGCUCAUCGUUGUUUCCGUUGUGGGUCGUCGGGACAUUAUGCGAAUGACAAGAAAUGUCCAGCCCGUAAGAAGACAUGCGACAAGUGCGGGUUGAUUGGACAUUUUAAAAAGUUGUGCAAAACGAAGAAACCGGCCGUGGAUAAAAAGAAGAAAGUGCGUCAAGUAGCGGAUUCUGAAGAGGAGUCACAUUCUGAGUGCGAAGAUUAUGUAAGCGAUAAUGAGAGUGACGCGAGUGAUAUCUACCACAUAUUUUCGACCGCGACGCGCGAAAGAAAAAAAUUCAGCAGUGGAAGCGACGACAAAUACAACACCAAAGUUAAGUGCCUAGUAGGUGGUGUUCCACUACAGUGGACGGUGGAUUCAGGGGCAUCGGUUAAUUUGAUCGACGAGUACACGUGGAAUAAGCUAAAACAAAAUGGAUGUAAAGUAAGUUUUGAAACGAACGAAACACGGAAAAAACUGGUAGCAUACGGUAAUCAUAAGCUACACGUGAAAGGCAUGUUUAAAGCGGAUAUAAAACACGGAUCUUUAACCGUGCACAGUGAAAUCUUCGUAGUUAAUGGCCAAGGCGCAAGCUUGCUGGGAAAAACGUCUUCAAUUGACCUUGGAGUGCUGAAAAUCAAUUGCGACGUGUUGAAGAUUACGGAAGAAAAAUCAGUGAAAAUUGGAAAAGCAAAGGAUUUGUUGGUGACAAUCAACAUCGAUCGGAAAAUAUACCCGGUACAGCAACCAUGUCGACGAUUGCCAAUACCGUUACAAAAGACUGUGGAUGAAGAAAUCCAGAAACUUCUUGAGCAAGGUAUUAUCGAACCAGUUACAGGUAAGAUCACCUGGGCAUCCCCUUUGGUUGUGACACCUAAAGAUGGUGGACGCAGAGUACGGUUAUGCGUGGACAUGCGCAGAGCAAAUGCUGCUAUCAUUCCCCAGCGCCAUCCAUUACUUACUUUCGAAGAGCUGAUGCCGUAUUUGGAUGGCUGUAAAUAUUUCUCGAAGAUAGAUUUAAACCAAGCAUUUCAUCAGUUGGAACUCGAUCCGGAGUCACGAGAAAUCACUACGUUUGUUACUACGAAGGGGUACUAUCGUUUCAAAAGAUUAAUGUUUGGAAUGAAUUGUGCCGCUGAAAUUUUCCAACGAGAGCUUGAGAGAAUCCUUAAAGGUUUGGAUGGAGUAGUGCACUUUAUCGAUGACAUUUUAGUAUUCGGACGUUCAAAGGCUGAGCACGAUAGACGAGUAGCUGCGGUCAUGAAGCGACUAAUAAGCUGUGGACUAACCAUUAACGAAGACAAAUGUCAGUGGGGACGGAAGAGCGUUACAUUCUUGGGUCACGAGCUAUCACAAGAUGGUAUAUUACCCACUGAGCAGAAAGUUAGCGCAGUUAAAUCGUUCAGAUGUCCAGAAACAUCAGAAGAAGUACGUAGCUUUUUAGGACUUGUUAAUUAUGUGGGCAAAUUCAUCCCAAAUUUGUCGACUAUCACUACGCCGCUCCGCGAAAUUACACGUAAAGGAGUCAAAUUCCAGUGGACUGACGAAGCAAACAAAUCAUUCGUUAAAAUUAAGGACGCUCUUUCCAAUCCGCAACAUCUGGGAUUCUACAACGCGGAAAGCGAUACUACGCUAGUCGUCGAUGCAAGCGCAACAGGUCUGGGGGCGGUUCUACUGCAGAGUGAUGAAGGUAAACGGCAGGUAAUCAGCUACGCUAGUAGGAGUUUGUCUAAAACUGAACAGAAAUACUCGGUGUUAGAUAAAGAAGCAAUGGCAAUUUACUGGGGAAUAGGCCGUUUUGAGAUGUAUCUGAGAGGGAAAGACUUCACAGUGGUCACAGAUCAUAAACCGUUGGUCAAAAUAUUUUCUGUCGACUCCGCUCCCAACGCCCGUCAGCAAAGAUGGGUGCUUCAACUACAAGGAUAUCGAUAUAAACUAGUGUAUGCUCCUGGAAAAACUAAUAUAGCCGAUCCGUUGUCGCGAUUAGCGCAAUGUAGUGCAUAUCGUAGCAGUGAUCGUGAUUGUGAAAGCGAUCUAUGUGCCACUAUUGAAUGCGCUUUACCGACAACGAUGUCGAUGACGGAAGUCAUCCAAGGGUCAGAAGAUGAUGAAGAGUUCCGGAAAAUACGUGAUGCAAUCAACUCAGGAAAAUGGAGCAGUGAACUGAAGCGAUAUCUGCCAUUUCAAAACGAACUAUGCUGUAUGAAUCAAAUUAUUUUGCGAUUGAAUAAAAUAGUGAUUCCGGAACGACUUCGUGCAAAAGUUUUGGAUCUUGCUCAUAGCGGGCACCCAGGCAGUAAUAAAAUGAAACGUCGAUUGCGAGCAUCCGUGUGGUGGCCAGGAAUAGACAAGGACGUGGAGAAAAGGUGCAAAAUGUGUAGAGAAUGCCAAGCAGUUGGAAGGAGUCCUAAUCCAGAGCCACUUCAAAUUCGAGCUAUGCCAGCGAAGCCUUGGAGUCAUCUGAGCGGGGAUUUCCUCGGGCCGCUUCCUAACGGCAAAUUUCUUUUUGUUCUAGUAGACUACUAUAGCCGGUAUUGUGUUGUGGAGAUAAUGUCUACCACAACAUCUGCGAUGAUAAUACAGCGACUGGAGCGCAUUUUUACUCGGCUUGGACUGCCAGACGUGUUGACUACAGACAACGCAGCUAAUUUCUGCAGUCAAGAGUUCAGGGAUUUCUGCGUAGAUAACGGAAUCAAACUUGCUCACACCACACCGUAUUGGCCAGCCGCAAAUGGUGAAGUGGAGCGGCAAAACCGGUCGAUCCUGAAAGCGCUAAGAAUUGGACAGAUGAAAGGAGAACUUUUGGAACGUAGUCUACAAGAAUACCUGUACAUGUACACGGUCACACCUCAUUCUGUGACAGGCGUAUCACCAGCCGAGUUAAUGUUCGGCAGAAGGUUCAGAGAGAAGUUUCCACAAGUGAGCGAUAACUCAAUAUUAAGGGAUGAGAUCAGGGACCGAGACCUGAUUCACAAGUAUCACGCAAAAAUGUAUCGGGACAAAAGGGUCAAUGCACUGGAAUCAAAUAUCGGUGUCGGAGAUCAGGUUCUUAUGAAAAACCAACAUAGAGUGAACAAGCUAGCUCCGAACUUUCAUGCAAAACCGGCAGUGGUGAUCGGUAGAAAUGGGAGCAGCGUAACAAUUCAAACUGAGGAAGGAGAGAUAUUCCGCAGAAAUUCCUCGCACUUGAAGAGGAUCCACCAAGACUCGAGUAAUCCGCAGAGUGGGCAGAGAAAUUCUACAGGUAUACAGGACGCUACAAGUACGACUGAUUUAACAUCCAUUAUUGAAGGAAGAACUCAAUUACAAGGAGUAGAUGAAGUGAACCGUAAGCAAACCGAACCCUCUCCUACUCGUAUGACAGAAACUGUGGGGGUUUCAAUACGUCCUAGGCGUCAAUCUAAAGUGCCUGUAAAAUACCAAGACUACGAUAUGUAG